Molecule: messenger RNA, 2118 nt
Organism: Macroventuria anomochaeta
Lineage: Eukaryota; Fungi; Ascomycota; Dothideomycetes; Pleosporales; Didymellaceae
Exons: 1
Coding region: 266-1849 (527 amino acids)
Molecular function (GO): protein binding
Source: RefSeq, a predicted model, not a curated record
CAGGGAUAUCGAAAGGUCCAGAUUUCACCAACCGAAUACAAGAUCAAACCAACAGACUCAACCAACCUCCGCACACGCGCCGAUCUUCUACACACGCCAUCGUAUGCUUGUUACUGCUGACACCUUUAGAUCUGACGAAUAGAAUCUUUCUUGUCCCCGUGUCUUGGCUUGUUGUGUACCUUUACAAACCUCACGUCCCGCAGUCCGCGGCCGUACGCCAUCACCGAUUCAGCACUCUUAUCAACAUUGCACAUCUUAUCGGAAGAUGCAGAUACAAUUGCAACCUUCUAAGUCGAUACUGGCUGCCAACAACCGAUUCGUUCUUACCUCGAAGGACCUGCAAGCCAUACACUCGACACCUUCCCAAAGCGACAAAUACCCAUGCGACAAUCACUCAAGAACCAAGAUGCACGACCUCCCAGACGACAUUUUGAUACUCAUCUUCUCCAGUUGCGAUAUUGACACUCUCUUUACCUUACGACUGACUUGCACAUCUUUCUGUGCGGUCAUCCAAGCAUACAUCGAGACUAUCGCGCCUUCCUCCGCACGCGCCACAUUUCCAGAAUGCGACUUACUUCUUACACCGCCUAAGAACAGAUACACCUUGCGCUGGUUACGCAACCUCAUUCCAGCUCAACUAGCCAGUAUCACACUCGACAAGGAUAAACUUCGUCGUCACCCCUACGUCAACUCAGGUUUUCUUUACGGCAUACCCAGCGAGAGCGACUGCACAGAAGCGACGUAUUGGCGGCAGCGGCUCACCAACGGAUGGCGGGUUCUGAGGUCAUUUCAUCUGAUUUCAGCCAGGGUCUACUCCAGCUGCGACGACGAACUCAAGAGGCCGAACGCUUUCAGGAAAGUCAGCGGUGGCGUCCGAACAAGUCGACUCUGGCAAUCCGUGACUUGUCAGUACGCCGGCUGUACAGAACAUGGCAUGAAGCAUUUAUUUGAUUCAAAACAUCGUCGCGACUCCCACGGCAGCCACAACGAGGCACAGAAAGACUUAAAAGACCCUAUUUCAGAAGUCCGCCGCAAAGAAGCACAGAUUCUAAGGAGGAGGCUAGCGCAUGUGAAGACCUUGUCUGAUCAAGACCUCCUAGACUACGUAUACCUCUGGCGCUUACUCCUCCACGUUUUCCGACCUUACAACAAACCCGAGACAACAGUAUGGCAGUUCACACAAGGCUGGUCCUCGUCCACUCCCAUCCCGCGCCCAAACUGGCCCACUAUAAUCAGCGACAUAGCACAAGGCUGCUCCUGGCUCAACUGGCUAAUCCUACACAUCGGCACUGCGCCAUUUCUCUCCCAAUGGUCACUUUCCCCACAACACCCAGACCAUGCCACCAGCAAUCAGAUCCGCAACACCAUCUGGUGCGCCUGGAACUCCCGCAGCACCCACCAAAUCGAGAUCGAGCGCGAAUACAUUUCGAAAUUCGAAUUCGCCCUACGAAAACGCUGUCUCUCAUCCGAACGCCUCAAGCGCCUCGAAGCCGAAAUUUCACGCGGAAGGAGUAUUAAUACGAUUAGUCUGGACUGUAUACCUUGGAUCUAUGACCAGCAUCACCGCAUUCCGCGGCCAUCGAGUGAUUUUCCGUGGUAUGAGGCUGAUCGGCCCGUGUGGUUAGAUGGCGAGUGGGGUGUUACGAGUACGCCGGGGACGAGUUGGGGUCAACCGGGGGUGUUGAAGGGGGGUAUGAAUAGAUACAAGAGCAACAGCCGGGAGAGUGAAAUCGAUUACCAUGUGUGUGGUCCGCUAGCCAAGGUGCCGUAUCUGGUAUACUUAGGCACGGAAGAGGCGGGGAAGCUGUGGCCUGGAAGCGAAGGUGACGGGGCGGAACUGGCAUUCUGAAUGAACAACGCGGAAUGAGUCUAUAAUCUAUCAAAUAUCAACGGGACCAGCGGGACCAGUCUAUGUCCAAAGAGCUCAGGGCCGCUCAGUCUCCUCCACCGCCCCCGUCGCCACCUCCACCUCCGCCUCCGCCAUCUCCACCACUACACCCACUAUCCCCACCGCCACUAGAGCUACCACCACCAUCCCCUCCUCCUCCUCCUCCUCCACUGCUAUAGCUCGAUGUAUACGUCGCUGUGCUGUAAGAGCCGCCAUAGCCACCCCAACCA